AUGCUGGCCAUAGAUCUUGUUAAUUCUGACCAAAAGAUAUCUAAUAUCGGUCCAUGUCCCAACUGUCCUGCAGACACAGUCCUGGACAUGGACUUUUGGACGUUCUGUGUCUGCCAAAAAUCACCGGGACAACGUCCAUGUACAACACUGCAAAAAUGUGUUGGCCCUCCCCUUGCUGCAUUUAUUCUUUGUGACCUUACAACUCUGGAUAUUGUCCUUUAA
Funneliformis geosporum is the source of this 222-nucleotide messenger RNA. NCBI's taxonomy places the organism in Eukaryota, Fungi, Glomeromycota, Glomeromycetes, Glomerales, Glomeraceae. The record is from the annotation of a GenBank genome assembly.